GUUUUUAUUUCUUAUUAGUUUUGUUGUAGUAGGUAGGCAGCCUAUUCGUAUUUCAUAUUAUUGGUUAUUAUACAUAUUGUUAUUAUAACUACCUAUUCUACUUUGUAGUGACUAGUCUCUCAAUGGUCGUUUUUAAAAUGAUUGUUUUUCAUAAUUUUGUUGGUCUCCAGUGUGCUAGUAAAGCUGUAGCCAAAAAUUAUAUUAAGGAUAUAUUUUUGUAAGUUUUGUAAAUUAGUCAAACAAGAUAUCAUAUGAAAUUCUAAGUCUUUCAUUUACAUGGAUAUUAUUCAACCAUCGAAUAAGUCAUGAUGAGUUUAUAAGACAAUACGUUACACACUACUGUCUACUGCUCAAACUAGUUACUAUAAUUUUUAAAAUGGAAAUGCCCCAAUUGUUAGAGAGUAAAAAUGAGAAUGCACAGAACGAGAAGUAUAUAUUCAGAUCUUCUAGUGGCAACAACACUUGUAUUUUUUAUGCGACAGCGUUGGACCACAGAUUGGAUGUAGUGCCGUGGAAAAAAAUAAACUUAUCAUUUAAGUUGUUGAACGUUGAUUCAAAACUGGUAGUGACAUUACUAGCAAACCAUGGAUUUCGUGAGGUCGCCGCCGAUUCAAACGAUUACAAUUUACUAUGGUCCAACAACCACGUGAAAACGGAAAUCAUCAGUUCGCUAAAACCUUUUCAGCGUGUAAACCAUUUUCCAAGGUCAUGCGAGCUGACCCGGAAAGACAAGCUGUACAAAAAUAUCGAGCUUAUGAGCCACCGAAACGGAAUAAAACAUUUCUCGUUUGUACCCGAAACUUACAUUAUGCCGAAAGACUACAACAGGUUUAUCACCAAUCAAUAUCGACACCGAGGCCUUUGGAUAGUCAAACCUUUUGACCUGUCUCGAGGUAGAGGCAUCACGAUUAUCGAUUAUCCGUUUAACGACGUACAACAGCAGUGUCUGAAAGACAACGUGGUAGUAGCCAAGUACUUGGACAACCCGCUGCUGGUGAACGGAUACAAGUGGGACCUCAGGUUGUACGUUCUAGUCACCUCGUUCAAUCCACUGAUAAUUUAUUUGUACGAAGAAGGCCUAGUCCGGUUCGCCACGGUCAAAUACUCGUGUGACCGUACUCAGAUCAGCAACAGACGAAUGCAUUUGUGCAAUUACAGCGUCAACAAAAGCAAUCCCAGUUACAUCAGGAAUUUAGAUCCCAACAGGGAAAACGUCGGUCAUAAAUGGUCGUUGAGCGCUCUCCUCAACCAUCUGCGACAAGAGUGUUUGAUCGACACCGAGGCCCUGAUGACCGAAAUCGAAGACAUCGUCAUCAAAACCAUCAUGAGCGCUACGGCUCAAAUGUUGCCGGCCAUCAACUGUUUCGUCCCGAACAAUCAAAACUGCUUCGAGCUCUACGGGUUCGACAUUUUGGUAGACGACAAACUCAAGCCAUGGCUUCUUGAAGUCAACCUCUCGCCUUCAUUGGGAAUCGAUUCCGCGCUGGACUGUCGGAUCAAGAGUUCGAUGAUAUGUGAUCUGUUCACCUUGAUCGGCAUUCCCGUCAUCGACCCGACUGUGUUCGGUAGUUCUAUCAGCUCCAGUAGAACGACCGAAAGAAGACCGAAAUCGGACGUGCCGAGAAAAAGGAAGGCUUCGUCGGUUAACAAUAGUUUGAAUGGCGACGAGAAACGAUUGUUGUUGCAUACAAUAGAUCAAAACCGCAGAAGUAGAGGGUUCAUUAGGAUUUUUCCGACCAGUCUGACAUGGAAAAAAUAUUCUUCGUACUUAGACGACACCAAUGGAGUACCUCGAGGAUCGACUAUACCGCCUUUCUACGUGAAACUUAUAAAAAACUAUAAUUGCUUAUUGAACGAUCAGCUGUUCGGGGAAAAUUCUUCGUUUUACAUGGACAUCAGUCGACAGAACCGCUACGAAAGAUCGCUGAGAGGUAGCAAUGGACAUUUUGACGAUAAAAACAACAAAGUCGACGAUAGUCCUGACGUAACCAAACUGAAAGACGCUAUCAUGAAGUAUUUACGAAACGGAUUUAUUUUUAGCAACCACCAGGCCAGGCAAACGUUUGCCAUGUAUUUGACUUAUAUAUCGGCGACGCUAAAAAAAUGUGUUCUGGAAAAACGCUACGAUGAUUCCUCGUCUAGCGCGGACCUCGUUUUGAUGUUCCUAGUGAAAGCUUCGAAAAACCUCAGUAUCCCCAUACAAUUUGAGAUUCCCAAGUCUUCGUUGUCAACCAGCCAAAAAUCACUGAAAAUAUUCCAGCUGUUAGAUAAUUUUCUAAUAAAGUACAAUUACGACACGGUUAUGUUUGCGUCACACGGUAACCAAAAGAAUUGUAUUCCCCACAAGUUAUUCAAUUUAUUUUUGUCCCGUGCCAGAAAGGAAGAUAUCGAAGAAGUGAUAAGUUAUUCAAAACGCAAUUGUUUAUCGUCCGCAAUAAGUCCAGUGAUUGAUAAAAAAAAAUCCUUCGAAUCGAAAUCAUCGCUAAAGCAUAAAAUAUAUCAUGUAAAGAUAGCGUAAUUAUCGAACAUGUGUUCCUAAGUAGAUACACAAAUCACAAUCAUAGGCGUGUGCACGUAGCGUGCCAAUCGCAUACAGGCUCGAUCAGACAUAGAUUUUUUACUUAAAAGAGGUACAUAAUAUGUUUUAUAAAUUAUGUGCCGUGAUCAAGAGUACUUAAUAAAAAUAUUUAUAUUACAAUGUACAACACGA
Messenger RNA from Adelges cooleyi (spruce gall adelgid), 2710 nucleotides. It is a transcript of the gene TTLL5, whose product is annotated as tubulin polyglutamylase TTLL5. Lineage: Eukaryota; Metazoa; Arthropoda; Insecta; Hemiptera; Adelgidae. Gene Ontology annotation, cellular component: cilium. Bases 377 to 2518 code for a protein of 713 amino acids. Gene Ontology annotation, biological process: protein polyglutamylation; microtubule cytoskeleton organization. Gene Ontology annotation, molecular function: tubulin binding; tubulin-glutamic acid ligase activity. The transcript is spliced from 12 exons. The record is from RefSeq and is a predicted model, not a curated record.